AUGGGCGGAGGGAAGAAAGCCCGCAACUCCUCCGUUGCACCGAUCUUCAGGCAGAAGCCUGAACAACAGCGGGCGCCAUCUUUGGAGCCCCUCCCGUCGGACUCAGACUCCGAAAUGAGCAGCCAGGCACCCUCGGAGAGGACGGAGGCACCGCUGACGAGGAGGGACAUGCAGGGCUUCCUGGCUGACUUCAAACAAUCUGUGGCCGAAGAACUGGACAAACGUAUUUGCCCCAUACUAGAAGGUAUGGCAGACCUGUCAGCCCGUGCACAGGCCGCAGAGGCCAAAAUGGCGGACACAGAGGAGAUCGUGCAGGCCCAUGGCAGUGAAAUACUGCACCUGAGAGAUCAAUUACGCUCCCUCGAAGACACCAACGAAGACCUAAAUAACAGAACACGUAGGAACAAUAUCAGGGUCAGGGGCGUCCCUGAAUCGGUGUCGCCCGACCUACUCACUGACACCCUCACGGAGGCAUUUCAACACCUCCUACCGGAGGCUACAACAGCUGACCUACUGAUGGACCGGGCACACCGAGCCCUCAGAGCCCCAAGCACCAACGCUGCCGUACCCAGGGACAUAGUGGUGCGCCUCCACUUCUAUCACAUCAAGGAGCGCAUAAUGCGCGCAGCCAGGGAUACCCCCAUCGAGGUAGAGGGAGCGCCAGUACAACUAUAUCAAGACCUGGCUCCCACCACCUUGAAACGCCGAAGAGAACUACGCCCACUCACACAACACCUAAGCAGCCACGGCCUCCGCUACGCGUGGGGUCACCCUUUCAAAAUAAUUAUACGCAAAGAUGGCAGGUUCCACUCCCUCACAAGACCGGAAGAAAUCCCUGCGCUUCUGACCCAGCUGAACUUACCGCAAAUCCCAGAAACACCUCACUCCAACGCCGAAUCCUCAGCACGACAACCACCGAGCAAUAACCCGCCCGCCAGGACCGGUGACCGUCCCCAUCGCAACACGGCACUGCAGAAUCCAGGCGCAACACGUUAGGAGAACCUGAGGGUUGGGGGGACGGUGGCGCUGACACAUCUAUCCGACCCCGCGUCCCCUACACCCCACUCUCACCCCAGCUUGCCUUGUCUCACCGGCUCCCCUAUGCCCCGCCGGACCCACCAACAGCCAGCGACAAGCACAGACAUAUUAUACAGUUGCAUCGCUGCACAGAAGGCGCUCAAUCCGGAUCCGGGGAAACCAGCACCACUUAGACCACUCAGACAGCACAGAACGACCCUGA
Pelobates cultripes (western spadefoot toad) is the source of this 1240-nucleotide messenger RNA. Lineage: Eukaryota; Metazoa; Chordata; Amphibia; Anura; Pelobatidae. The record is from the annotation of a GenBank genome assembly.